Molecule: messenger RNA, 663 nt
Organism: Plenodomus lingam JN3
Lineage: Eukaryota; Fungi; Ascomycota; Dothideomycetes; Pleosporales; Leptosphaeriaceae
Source: RefSeq, a predicted model, not a curated record
AUGGCGUUAUCCACCGAGGCACCGGAUCCGAGGGAGUUCAAAGACUGGGAAGAUGCGUUCCAAUAUCCAAUACCCGUGGUUCGUAAGCUCGAACAGCAGCUUCGCAACAAUGCAGACGCGAAUCGAGAGAAGCUGCGGUCGCUUGUUGGAGCAAGCUACCGAAGCCUCCUCGACACGGCCGAAACGAUAAUCGAUAUGGAAGUGCGCAUGGACAAAGUCGAGUCUAAAUUGGCAAGAGUAGGACAGAGUUGCAACUCGCGAGGUCUAGAGCGGAUAUCGAACAAUGCAGGCAGAAUGGAUGUAUAUAGCAAAAGUCGCGAUGGGGAGCGCUACGCAUUCGCAUCGCAGCUUUCGGUCUUGCGCAAUGCCCCGUUGGUCAUGACACGCCUGAUGAGAACAGAGGGAUCGUAUCUCCUAAUUGCCAAGGUCCUAGUCAUCUCUCGACUUGUACACAAGGCGCUGACCAAAUCAACGGACAAACCAUCAAUCGUGGACCAGCUAUGGGAACGGCUCCUAUCGGUUCGCAGGAAGUUGUUGCGCAGGAUUGACAAGCGCCUUUCGAGCACGACUGGAGAAACUGCGACCUUGGUAGAGAGCAUGUGCGCCUAUGCUCUCGCGACGAGUUCUACACCCUCCGAUCGAGCUGCUGCAAGGAGGCGAUGA